ACACAUACCCUGACUUUCGCGUCUGAACCAAACACAAAAAUGGGCGCUCAGAAGUACUAUCCCGCAGAGGACGAGGCUCAGAUGAAGAAGGCCCGCAAAACUGCGCACCCAACCAAAUAUCGCGCCUCCCUAGUCCCAGGAACAAUUCUCGUCCUCCUCUCAGGCCGCUUCCGCGGCAAACGCGUGAUCCUCCUACGCCAACUUUCCCAAGGAACCCUCCUGAUAACCGGGCCCUACAAAUCCAACGGCGUGCCCCUCCGUCGCGUCAACCACCGCUACGUGAUUGCGACUUCCACCACCGUCGAUAUCUCGGCUGUUGACUCGGACGUUCUGGACCGUGUUGGUAGCGAUGAGUAUUGGUCACGUGAGCGAAAGGAAGGUGGGAAAGGGGAGGAUGCGUUUUUCGAGCAGGGCGGUGAGGGGGAGGGUGUGAAGAAGGAGGUUGAGCCGCAGAGGAUUGAGGAUCAGAAGGUCGUUGAUCGGGCGGUUUUGGAAGGGGUGAAGAAGGUCGAGGGGUUGGAUGCGUAUUUGAAGGCGAGUUUUAGUUUGAGGGGGGAUGAGAAGCCGCAUGAGAUGGUCUUCUAAAGUUAGGGAUGUGUUUUUGUGUAAAAGGUCAUGAGAUUGUGGAGGGGUUGGUACGAGACUUUUCGUUUAUUUUUCUUAUGUCUUGUUUUGCUGGCUGGUUAUGAGGGAAGCUGUGUUCGAUCUUGUAUGUAUGAACGUCCUGUUGUCUAAACUCUAUGCGUACGUUUCGCGAUAUGAAAACGCCGAUACAGGAACAAAAAUUGAUACCCAUAUGUAACAAUGCCUUGCUACAUCCAGAUGAGGACGACGAAUGCUCUUGUUCUCCUUUCGGUGUUCCUUUCCAUAUACUGAGUGUAGGAGAAGAAUACGGGGGGUGUACACCAAACAUCCUGCAUUGGAAUGGUAAACUACAUCGAGACUCGC
Molecule: messenger RNA, 948 nt
Organism: Periconia digitata
Lineage: Eukaryota; Fungi; Ascomycota; Dothideomycetes; Pleosporales; Periconiaceae
Source: the annotation of a GenBank genome assembly